AUGUAUCCCACACGGCGGCUAGCGAUGCCAAUCAUCAAACGGUCAUCAUACUAUAACCCGGAUUACCGACAAGGACAAUCGCUCAUCCGCGCCCGAAGCCCUUAUCUGGUUAAAAAUACUCUUACUGGGUUGGCGUUGAUGGGGUUUGUUGUUAGUAUUUAUGUAUACACGAUAAAGGCCAUCAAGUCCGAUGAUUUCGCCGAAGCAGCGUUGCCGCCGAAGAAGGAGGAUAUUUUGAGGGAUACCAAGGGGUCCGGGAAUGCAGGUCUUAGGCCGUAA
This is a messenger RNA of Orbilia oligospora ATCC 24927, 279 nucleotides long. RefSeq lists its product as uncharacterized. NCBI's taxonomy places the organism in Eukaryota, Fungi, Ascomycota, Orbiliomycetes, Orbiliales, Orbiliaceae. The transcript is spliced from 3 exons. The record is from RefSeq and is a predicted model, not a curated record. Gene Ontology annotation, biological process: mitochondrial respiratory chain complex IV assembly. Bases 1 to 279 code for a protein of 92 amino acids. Gene Ontology annotation, cellular component: mitochondrial inner membrane.